Pediculus humanus corporis (human body louse) is the source of this 819-nucleotide messenger RNA. RefSeq lists its product as uncharacterized. The transcript is spliced from 2 exons. Lineage: Eukaryota; Metazoa; Arthropoda; Insecta; Psocodea; Pediculidae. The record is from RefSeq and is a predicted model, not a curated record. Bases 1 to 819 code for a protein of 272 amino acids.
AUGAAAAUAAAAAUAAAAGAAGAGAUACCACCGCCAUUACUACCACCAUCGCAAUCUUCCGCUGUAUCGGAAAAUUCGGAAGUUCCGGGCUUCCAUUUUUUAUCACACGAAUAUUUUGAAAAAACAAAUCACGAUAGCAUAAACGAAAUAAUUGAUAAUCUACCAAAAGCGAGAUCGGAUUUAUUAGAGUACCUGGUUAAAAAUGAUGGUACGGUCGUGUGUAAAUGGUGCGGAGAAGUAUUACCCUCGAGAACUCAUUGGUACAGGCACAAAUAUAAACUACACGUACCGACAGCGGGUCUUCCUGCGGGUUUAAUCAAUAGCAAAGGUUACGUCGGACAUUGCGUGUCACGUCACGGAAGCGUUGAAGAAGCCGAAAAAGAAGAGAAAAAAGACGAUGAAGAAUCAUCAUCAUCUCAAAUGAUAAUAAAAGAAGAGAAAUUAGUUUUGGUAGAAGAAGAAGAAGAUGAAGAAGAAGUGGUAGAGGAAGAGGAUGAGGAGGAUGAGGAGGAAGUGGAAACGAUGGAUGUGAAAGUUGUGACGGAAAGAAUUGAAAAAGAAGAAACGGAAUAUAGGAAAAGAUCGUAUAAAUUUAUAGAAUCGUGCGGUAGAACGAAUAGACAAAAGAAAAACAUGACGAAAGAUGAAAAAAAAGAAGAUUAUUUAAAACAGAGAGAAAAAGAAGAGAAAUUAGUGGCCGACAUAAUAGCUAAAGUUAAAAAAGAAUGCGAAGAUAAAAGUAUAACCAUGUGCAGGAGAGGAUAUUCAAGAAGAUCUACCGUUAUGACGUCAUUCCGGGAAUACGAUAAGAGAAAGUAA